GCUAUAUGCAUUAGAUGCAAAGCGUCCAACAAUUAGUAAAGAACUAUUCAAUCUUGCCCCCUCAUUUGCAGCAAGAUUUUCUUCAACUUGUCUAUCGUCUGAGAAACGUUGAAAACCAGCUUAGUUUUGUUGAAACAGCUCUUGAGUUGUCUAUAAAAUUUCCCAAAUGCCAUCGAUGGUUGAAGUGGUGGCUGCAACCUUCCGCCAGCAGCAUGAUUUUUUUUUUUAUACAAGAACAAGAUGAAAAGCUCUUUGUUCUCUCACCAAUGAGAACCUCGACUUCUGUAGAAGCAUCUCACAGCAUAUUAUAUUUGACAAUAAAUGAAAUUGCUCCUCUCUCGCUCGCAAUGAGACAGCUCUUGCAAAUUGCAAAGAAUGACCUGAAUUCACCAAAUUGCUACUACGAUUAUGGUAUUCUUGUCAGAUACAAAGGAUUAAAAGUCAACAGAAACAAGAAGAAGUAAGAACAAGAAGAACAAGAAGAACAAGAAGAACAAGAAGAACAAGAAGAACAAGAAGAACAAGAAGAACAAGAAGAA
Molecule: messenger RNA, 539 nt
Organism: Gilbertella persicaria
Lineage: Eukaryota; Fungi; Mucoromycota; Mucoromycetes; Mucorales; Choanephoraceae
Exons: 1
Coding region: 15-464 (149 amino acids)
Source: RefSeq, a predicted model, not a curated record